Aspergillus ruber CBS 135680 is the source of this 336-nucleotide messenger RNA. RefSeq lists its product as uncharacterized. NCBI's taxonomy places the organism in Eukaryota, Fungi, Ascomycota, Eurotiomycetes, Eurotiales, Aspergillaceae. Gene Ontology annotation, molecular function: L-iditol 2-dehydrogenase (NAD+) activity. The transcript has a single exon. Gene Ontology annotation, biological process: D-sorbitol catabolic process. The record is from RefSeq and is a predicted model, not a curated record. The annotation marks the transcript as partial.
GGACUUAGUGAUGGUGCAGGUGUUGUUCUGGAAUGUUCUGGUGCUGAGCCGUGUGUCCAGCUUGGUAUCUACGCUGCGUUUGUGCAGGCUGGUAUGGGAAAGGAAACAUUUAAUUUCCCGACCACUGCAGUCUGCACCCGAGGAUUGGUAAUCAAGGGCUCAAUCCGAUAUUUGAUCAGCUGCUACCAAGCGGCUAUUGACUUGAUCUCGAGUAGUCAGAUUACUAUGAAGCCAUUGAUCCCGAACCGGUUCAAGUUCGAGGAGUCAGAGCAGGCCUUUGAGUUGGUAAAAGCGGGAAGACAGAACGUUUUCAAGGUGAUGAUUGCUGGAAUUUAG